This is a messenger RNA of Caenorhabditis elegans, 1668 nucleotides long. RefSeq names its product Major facilitator superfamily (MFS) profile domain-containing protein (gene Y4C6B.3). Gene Ontology annotation, molecular function: transmembrane transporter activity. The coding region runs from base 1 to 1380 and encodes 459 amino acids. The record is from RefSeq and is marked reviewed. Gene Ontology annotation, biological process: transmembrane transport. The transcript is spliced from 10 exons. Lineage: Eukaryota; Metazoa; Nematoda; Chromadorea; Rhabditida; Rhabditidae. Gene Ontology annotation, cellular component: membrane.
AUGAUUCGACUAUGGGGCAAUUACUUUCGAGUUGUCAUUGUAUUUAUCAGCUUCAUGUGUCUUGUAUCCGUAUGUGCUAACUAUAUUAUUAUCAAUUUCACAUUUAUUUGUAUGAAGGAUGAUUUCAGUCAAACAAGGAUUAUUAAUGGGACAAUCAGAAGCAUGUAUGACUAUACUCCAACAGAAAAGAAGCAUAUUCUAUGGGCAGUUUCAUUUGGAACUAUCGUUGGUAUAUUCCCUAUUAAUAUGCUUUACGUUCAAUGUGGGGCUAGACUUGCAUUCUUCUCCGCCGGACUUUUAUCUGCAAUGACGACUGCGUUUACUCCGUGGGCGGCGAGCCAAUCGAUGUGGUUUUUGGUGGCUUUAAGGUUCUUACAGGGUGUUGCAUAUUCGGCUGACUUUGCCGCCAUUGGAAUAAUCAUUUCAAAGUGGGCGCCUCUUGACGAGACAGCAGUUUUUAUUGCAACUCUAACAUCUUUCACAGCCAUCUCUUCAAUCAUCACAAACGGAGUGAGCGGAGUGAUCUGUGAAAGCCACUUGGGGUGGAGAUGGAGUUUCUAUUUACAUGCUGCAGCUUGCUUGAUAGUAUUUUUAACAUGGGGAUUGGUUUAUAAAAAUGAUCCGAGUCUUCAUAAAAGUGUCAGUGCCAAAGAGCUUGGAAAGAUUCAAAAGAACAAGUCGGAUGCUCAUAUGAAGGAUAGCAUGCAGAUACCAUACAGAAAAAUAUUCACAAGUCCAGUGGUAAUCACAGUUUGGUUGUGUGCAUUCACAGAACUUUCCACAUUGAUUUUGAUCGCAACUUAUGCUCCAAUUUAUUUCAGAAAUGUUCUGAAAUUUGACAUAAAAAUGAUUGGAUUCUAUCUUGGUCUCAUUCUGGCAAUUCAUCUUCCGUUCAGAUUCGUAUGUGCGCUAUUGAGUGACAAAACUCGAUGUAUAUCAGAAAUGUCAAAAAUACACAUUUUCAACACAUUAUCAGUCGGCUUUGUUGGAAUCUCGUUUAUCGCUUUUGGACAAAUUCCACACGAACAUAACUUAUCGGCAGUGAUUUGUUUGGGAGUUUUAGAAUGUUUUACCAGUUUCAGCAGUGGAGGAUUUUAUAAAUGUGGAACACUUCAUGCGAGGCAAUUCUCUUCAAUUGUAAUAUCUGCAAUUCAAUUUACAAAGUGUAUUGCUCUAUUUUCGGGUCCAGCUUUGGUUGCAUUUUUUGUAACGGAUGAGUCAAAUCAAACACAAUGGAGUCAUGUUUUUAUGACACUUGCCGGUUUCACAUUCUUUGCAAACAUUCUCUCUUACAUCUAUUUCACUGAUCAACCGGCAGAAUGGACGGAAGAGAAGAAUCCAGUGAAAUAUUCGAAAAAUGGAGAUAUAAUUAAAAUUUAAAAUAUCGGAUAUUUUUCUUUACUAAUUCUAUCUUUUAAAACAUGGAGUAUCGUCGAUCGGGGAUUCGUUUAAAAUACUUGAAAUGGUUCAGAGAUAUUAAAAUUUGAUUGAAAUUGGUCUGAAAUAUUUACCUUGAAUCAGAAUCUUUCAAUACAGUGUUUCUGAUUGUACUCCAUAUCUUAAUUACUUACGGGUUUUUACUACUGUUCCAUAUUUUUAAUUUGCAAAAAAAUGUUCUUUAAGCAAAAUUUUGUGAUCCUCGGGUCGGAAUAAAUAUUCUCGGUUUUA